Messenger RNA from Aspergillus viridinutans, 1722 nucleotides. Its product is annotated as putative general amino acid permease (Agp2). The transcript has 5 exons. Gene Ontology annotation, biological process: amino acid transmembrane transport. Gene Ontology annotation, molecular function: amino acid transmembrane transporter activity. The record is from RefSeq and is a predicted model, not a curated record. NCBI's taxonomy places the organism in Eukaryota, Fungi, Ascomycota, Eurotiomycetes, Eurotiales, Aspergillaceae. Bases 1 to 1722 code for a protein of 573 amino acids. Gene Ontology annotation, cellular component: membrane.
AUGUCGAACCCCAAUCCAGACGCGGGCGUCCAUCAGACAUCAUUACCGACGGCUAUCAGCAAUGAUAGAUCCCACUCGACCGGCGACGUCAAUUUGGCCACAGCCAACUUGUCAAAAAGAAACGGCCGUCCCACGACUUCCUCUGAGAAGACUACUGUUAUCGAGGAUAGUGGAGAAUCAAUAGGAGGCGCAUCGUCGAAGCCCACUUAUGAUCAUACACACCGGAAGCUGAAGCCCAGACAUAUUCAGCUUAUCGGUAUCGGGGGCACGAUUGGUACAGCGCUCUAUGUCCAGAUCGGUAAAAGUCUGAUGAAGGGUGGUCCUGGCAGUCUGUUCCUGGCAUUUUCAAUUUGGUGUUUCGUCAUCCUGGCCAUUACUGUUUGUCUGGCUGAAAUGGUCACCUACCUGCCAAUUUCAUCACCCUUUAUUCGAUUUGCGGGCCGCUAUGUCGAUGAAGCCUUUGGAGUUGCCGCCGGCUACAACUUCUUCAUCUUUGAGGCUGCCCUAGUGCCCUUUGAGAUCACCGCGUGUAAUAUGAUCAUAAACUACUGGAGCGACGUUAUUCCAGUGAGCGGGGUCAUCGUCAUCGUGCUUGUCCUUUACAUACUUCUCAACGUCUUUGCAGUGCAAUGGUACGGCGAAUCCGAGUUUUGGCUUGCUCUUUCGAAAGUAUUGCUCAGCAUUGGGUUGAUUAUCUUCACAUUCAUUGUGAUGCUGGGCGGGAACCCGAAGGGAGAUCGAUUCGGAUUCAGAUACUGGAAGGAGCCGGGCGCCUUUGCAGAAUAUUACAAGACGGGUGAUCUUGGCCGAUGGCUUGGUUUCCUUGCAUGCCUGAUCCAGGCCAGUUUCACCAUUGCAGGACCCGAUUAUGUGUCGAUGGCAGCUGGAGAAGCAGUCAACCCCCGCGGAGUCUUGCCCAGGACGUAUAACGGUAUAUUCUAUAGACUCACAGCUUUCUUCGUUCUGGGUGUACUUUGUAUCGGCAUUCUCGUCCCCUACAAUGAUCCUACUAUGGCCGAAGCCUUCGCCAAGGGCCUUCCCGGCGCCGCUGCGUCGCCUUAUGUUGUCGCGAUGGACAGACUCGGAAUCCCUAUCCUCCCGCACAUUGUCAACGCCAUGAUCCUGCUGGCAGCUUUCAGUGCCGGGAAUAGUUAUGUUUAUUGCGCCAGCAGAAGUCUGUACGGGCUUGCUCUGGAUGGCAAGGCGCCACGACUGUUCACUAAGUGCACCAAGCGGGGUGUACCUAUAUACUGUGUCUUAGUUGUUAUGCUGAUUGCACUUCUUGCCUUCCUCCAAGUGUCGAACAGCGCAUCUGUCGUCCUGGGUUGGUUCGUUAAUCUGGUAACUGCUUCUCAGCUUAUCAACUUCUCCGUCAUCACCUUUACCUAUACACGUUUCCGGAAAGCUAUAAUCGCCCAAGGUAUACCACGCGAAUCGCUCCCAUACAAGAGUUGGUGGCAACCCUAUACUGCCUAUGUUGCUCUGGUUUCCACAACAGUCAUGGCCUUUGUAGGCGGCUAUACCGUCUUUCUGCCUGGGAAUUGGGAUAUCCCGACUUUCCUCUUCUCUUAUACGAUGAUUGGAGUGUUUCCGGUUCUGUACUGCGGUUGGAAGAUUGUAAACCGCACAAAGACGAAGAAGCCGGAAGAGGUGGAUCUCGUGACAGGACUCGACGAGAUCGAGGAGUACGAGAGGAACUACAUUCCCGAAAAGCCAAGGUAA